AUGAAAGGUACUAGUGACGCCGACAGUAAUAGUAUUAGUACGACAGUCAGUAAGAAAAAGAAAACACAUCCAAAAAAUGUGACUCAAAGUCAAGAUGUACCUACAGUGGUGGAUGUAGACCAAGAUUCGUCGGGAGAAGAUGAAAAAGAGUCUCGCCCAGGUAAGAAGGCUGAUGUUAUGGAACUUCUUGAAUACUUUGGAGUUCCAAAGCACAAAGGGAACAAGGUAGGUGUUCCAAUGUUUUUCACGACUUUGUUAUCAAAUUUUUAUUGUAAUCAUUCUUUGUUUAACUUUUUGAUUUCUUCUUUUGGUUAUACCUCCAUUUUCUUAAUUUUAUAA
Messenger RNA from Melampsora larici-populina 98AG31, 339 nucleotides. RefSeq lists its product as uncharacterized. Bases 1 to 339 code for a protein of 112 amino acids. NCBI's taxonomy places the organism in Eukaryota, Fungi, Basidiomycota, Pucciniomycetes, Pucciniales, Melampsoraceae. The transcript has 3 exons. The record is from RefSeq and is a predicted model, not a curated record.